CUGCUGUAGAGGGGCACGCGUUGCAUAGCUGUGGCAGCCAAGAGUGCCAGUUGAAGUCGGUGCUGUCUAGUUUUGAGUUUCUUGAGCUGGUGUUGGGGCCGGCGACAAGACCUCGGCAAGAAGAAAAGGCAACAAACAAUGGCGAGCUUGGAGGUGCGGCGGCGACCAGCAGACGAUGAUGCCUCCACCGCUGCUGCUGUGCCGCUCAAGACCGUGCUGAUGAAGAGCACCAAGCGUACGCUGGAUAUGUUCGUGGGGCAAGAGGGGGCGCCCCCUCCCACGUUCAUGGCAAGCCAAAAGAUCAAGGUGGCCAGCAAGAUCGCCGCCGGCUACGCCACCGUUAAGGACGGCGCGCCCAACGGCGUCCCGUCCGCAGCUGCUGCCCGCAUCGGGCACACAGCCGCUGCCGCCAACGGCUCCAACGGCGCUGCUGCUACUGCCGCAGCCCCGGCCCCGCCCGCAGAAAAGCCCCGCGAGACGGAAGUGACUCGAAUAAUCCAGAGGAUCGACGAAGAGAAGAUGGACAAGGCGCGGCAGCAGCAGGAGGCGAACCGGAGACUGGCCAAGGGAGGCGGCGCCGCCGCCGCAGACGGCAGCCUCGUCCUCUUCAACCCGAGCUCGGGAUCGGUGGGCGGCGGGGAAGGGAAGGGGGCGGCGAACCAGCUGGUCGUCUCCAGGAGAGCGGCGCCCUCGGCGCCGCGGCCGGAGUGGCACGCGCCCUGGAAGCUGUCCUCGGUGGUCUCGGCGCACCUGGGGUGGGUGAGAGCGAUCGCCUUCGACCCGUCGAACGAGUGGUUCGUGACGGGCUCCGCGGACCGGACGAUCAAGGUGUGGGACCUCGCGAAGGCGUCGGCGGGGGCGGAGAAGGCCCUCAAGGUGACCCUCACGGGGCACAUCAACUGCAUCCGCGGGCUGGCCGUGUCGCCCCGGCACCCGUACCUGUUCUCCGCGGCGGAGGACAAGAAGGUCAUGUGCUGGGACCUGGAGUACAACCGGGUGGUGAGGCACUACCACGGCCACCUGUCCGGGGUGCACUGCCUUUCCCUGCACCCGACGCUGGACGUGCUGGUGACCGGAGGGAGGGACAGCGUGGCGCGCGUCUGGGACAUGAGAACCAAGAAGCAGAUACACGCCUUGGGCGGGCACUCGAACGCCGUGGGCACGGUGCAGACGAACGCGGUGGACCCCCAGGUGAUCACUGGGUCGCACGAUUGCCAGAUCAAGCUGUGGGACCUGGUCGCAGGGAAGGCGAUGACAACCCUGACCCACCACAAGAAGGCGGUUCGCGCCGUGCAGAUGCACCCCAAGGAGUUCAGCUUCGUGUCUGCGGCCGCCGACAACAUGAAGAAGUGGCAGGGCCGAGACGGCAUGUUCCUGAACAACAUGUCGGGGCACAACACGAUUAUCAACUCCCUUUCGGUGAACGAGGACAGCGUCCUGGUGAGCGGCGGAGACAACGGGUCCCUCUGCCUGUGGGACUACGCCACGGGCUACAACUUCCAGCGCAUCGACACGAUCGCGCAGCCGGGGUCACUAGACGCCGAGGCGGGCAUCUUCGCCUCUUCUUUCGACGUUAGCGGUAGCCGGCUCGUGACCUGCGAGGCCGACAAGACGGUUAAGAUCUGGAAGGAAGACUUGGAGGCGACCCCGGAGUCGCACCCCAUCGACAUGGUGGCGUGGGCAAAAGACUACCAAGCCAGGAAACGGUAGUAGCUGGCGGCGGCGGCGGCGGGAGCGGAACGCAAGGCGGGCAGAGGCGUUCCCCUCUCCCGAAUGAUCUUUGGGGCUUGAGGUUUACAAGGGGGGGAGUCGGAUGCGGAGUAGGGGGGGGGGCAACUGCAGGGCUGCUGCGGAGGAGGGGAGGACAGCUGGCCGAUGGAGUUUACUCGGUGUGUUGUGUGCCUGUCGUCAGUACUGUUUUAAUUUGUUUGCUCUAGCAUGGGAAAACGCCGUGGAAAGGAAUUGUGGGAAUGCAGCGAAAGCCCAAAGCGAGCUUUCAUCGCUGCCGCUUUUUUAUGUAAUGGUGAUACGAAAUGUGGCUUUUGAGU
Molecule: messenger RNA, 2048 nt
Organism: Ectocarpus siliculosus
Lineage: Eukaryota; Phaeophyceae; Ectocarpales; Ectocarpaceae
Source: the annotation of a GenBank genome assembly